UGAGUAUAUAUAUCAUGAUUUUGAAUAUAUUUGCCUCGACUCGCAAACCUCAAAAGCAAGCCUCUCGAUCGUUGUCGUGUCCUUAGGAUCCUAUCCACUAAAGCUAACAUCAAAUAGUCCCCGCAGUCUUCACGCCCUUCUUCUUUUUCCACCCUACCAUUCUCACUUUCACAUCUCUCUCUCUCUCUCUCUCUCUCUGUAUCCAAGAAAAAUGUCAUCAGUCAACCAUUACUCAAGAGACGUCGACCAGGCUACUCUCUGGUGGCAACACCACCGCUGCCAAAACGACGCCGUUUCUCCGCCGGAAACCUCCGAGACAUGGCGGCGGAAUCAAUCCCUCAACGACGUCGCAUCGUCGUUACAGAACGACCCGAGUAGUAGUAGUUGUGGUAUCGAACAUUAUCCUCCACCAUUAGAAACCCUACUCUUCGAGAAGUCUCUCACGCCAAGCGACGUUGGAAAACUCAACCGCCUCGUCAUCCCCAAACAACACGCCGAGAAGUACUUCCCCCUUAACGGGUCCUCCUCCGCCGUCUGCAGAGGUGGAGACACGGCGGAGGCGGCUGCGGCGGAGAAGGGGAUGUUGCUGAGGUUCGAGGACGAAGCGGGGAAGUGUUGGGUUUUCAGGUACUCGUAUUGGAACAGUAGUCAAAGCUACGUGUUGACCAAAGGAUGGAGCAGGUACGUCAGAGAGAAACAGCUCGACGCCGGCGACGUCGUCUUCUUCCUACGCCACCACUCCGAUGACCGGAGAAUCUUCAUCCGGUGGCGGAGACGCGGCGGAGGUGGUGUUUUAGUGAAUACGACGCCGUUUUCGAGCGGUGUGGCCACGUCGACGGCGCCACCGUCUUAUCAUCAAUUUCAUCACCAGGUCCACGCAUCUAGUUAUCCUCACUCUGGAGGCAUCGCCGCAACGGAGGCGGCGGAGAAUCAGUCGGCGGCGAUGGGGCCGAGUUCCAGGACGGUGAGGCUGUUCGGAGUUGAUUUGGAGUGCCAACGUGACCACGACGAUGACAUGGCAGUGGCCGCCGAUCCA
Molecule: messenger RNA, 1036 nt
Organism: Tarenaya hassleriana
Lineage: Eukaryota; Viridiplantae; Streptophyta; Magnoliopsida; Brassicales; Cleomaceae
Product: B3 domain-containing protein At5g06250
Exons: 2
Molecular function (GO): DNA binding; DNA-binding transcription factor activity
Source: RefSeq, a predicted model, not a curated record